AUGCAGAUAGACAACGUGGCAUUGAGAGGAGUGGCUGCUCAGUCUUCCCUUUUUAAUUGGGAAUAUAGUCCAAGUAAACUCAUCGAUGGAAACCGCAACUCUAACUAUAACUAUGGUGGAUCCUGCAGCAGCACUGUGUUUAACACCAACCCCUGGUGGAGAGUGGACCUGCUGGAUCUGUACAGAGUGACAGCUGUCACCAUCACCAACAGAGGAGACUGCUGUCCUGAGAGACUUGAUGGUGCUGAGAUCCGCAUCGGUAACUCACUGGAGAACAACGGCAUCAACAACCCCAGAUGUGAUGUCAUCUUCCACAUCCCAGCAGGAGAGACCAACACGUUCCAGUGUAAUGAGAUGGACGGUCGCUAUGUUGUUGUUGUGAUCCCUGGACAGAACAAGAUUCUCACUCUGUGUGAGGUGGAAGUUUACGGCCUUCCUGCAGGAUCCUGCACCCACACUGAACAGGAGACCAACCCCUGGUGGAGAGUGGACCUUCUGGAUGUGACCAGAGUGACAGCUGUCACCAUCACCAACAGAGGAGAUGUUGUUCCUGAGAGGCUUGAUGGUGCUGAGAUUCGUAUCGGUAACUCACUGGAGAACAACGACAUCAACAACCCCAGAUGA
Molecule: messenger RNA, 624 nt
Organism: Oncorhynchus mykiss (rainbow trout)
Lineage: Eukaryota; Metazoa; Chordata; Actinopteri; Salmoniformes; Salmonidae
Source: RefSeq, a predicted model, not a curated record